GUCCAGUGGUUCCUGUAAUUGAAUGAUUGAUUAACAUCACUCUUCUCUUUCACUCUCCAUCACUCCACCCUCCCCACUCCACUCUCCUCUUUUUUCCUCUCCAUUAUCAUCCAUCAUGUCUGCUGUUAAGACUGCUGCUGCUCACAUUGAUUGGACAAAAUUGUCCACCUCUCUUGGCCUUAAAACCGAGACCGUCGCUGCCCUCAGCGCGUUCCGUAAGCGCAAUGAGGAGGCUCGCCGCGUCUUGACUGAUCUUCAGGAGCAGAAGACCGCUGUUGACUUUGCUCACUACCGCAAGGUUCUCAAGAAUCAGGCUGUUGUUGAUGAGCUUGAGAAGGCCUUCAAGUCCUUCAAGCCUACCACUUAUGAUGUUCAGGCUCAGAUCAAGUCCAUUGAAGCCGUUGAGGCUAAGGCUCUUGAGCGUGCCAAGUCAACUGCCACCAAGGUCGAAUCCGAACUUGCUGAUCUCCAGGCCACCUUGAAGAACAUCGAGACCUCUCGCCCUAUUGAUGAGCUUACCGUCGAUGAUGUCCUUAAAUCUCGCCCCGAGAUCGCCGAGAAGGUUGAUGCUUUGUUGGCUAAGAGCAAGUGGGACACCAAGGGCUACAACGACAAGUUCGGAUAUGUUACUCUUUUCUAAACUAAAUAAUACUUGAAAAUAGUAGAUCAAGUAAUCCGAUAAAGAGAAGGAUAAAAAAUAAAACAAGGUGAAAUUAAAUGUCA
This is a messenger RNA of Lobosporangium transversale, 723 nucleotides long. RefSeq lists its product as hypothetical. Gene Ontology annotation, molecular function: proton transmembrane transporter activity. The transcript is spliced from 3 exons. Gene Ontology annotation, biological process: proton motive force-driven ATP synthesis. Bases 116 to 640 code for a protein of 174 amino acids. Lineage: Eukaryota; Fungi; Mortierellomycota; Mortierellomycetes; Mortierellales; Mortierellaceae. The record is from RefSeq and is a predicted model, not a curated record.